CUUGAAUGGGACCUUUAAAUUUGUUUACAUUUUACUUUAAAUUUGCACGUUGUUUAUAUUUACGGCUGAGUUUUGUUUGUUUUAAGUGAAUUUAAAAACAGAAUAUGGCUUCGCGAAUAAGCAGCCCGCCCGAACGUAUUCUGCGGCCAUUAUUUCGAGCUGCAAAGGACAGUGUUCGCUCGUACAGAGCUGCUGUUUGCAAGACUUUGAAAAAACCUUUGAUCGUGGAUGAAAUGCCUGCCGUUCAACAGCUUAAGAAUAGUCAGGUACUGGUCAUAAACUUGCUGCAUGCACAGACUGUAAUCUGACUUUAUAUGCUUGAAUGCACUUGUGUUAAUAUAGCGAAAAUUGCAAGCAUUUUGCAUAUAACUACUUCAAUUAUUGUAAAAUUAAAAUAGAACCAUAAUUUCAACCAUAACCCAACCCUAUCUCUAAACAUCAUUUCGGGAUAGUUCCAUGGAAAGUCAGUUUGAGCAACUUGUCAGCGUUUGUUGCAGGGGUUAGGGUGAAUGUUAGGGUGUUAUUAAAAGAUUACGACACUGCAUGCCAAGUUCAUCACGUUUAUCACAUGCAAAGUUUGCCACGUGUUUUACUCCGAAAAGCCAAUUACAUUUGUGCAAUCCUCUUCAAAUCAGGGAUGGAUCCAACAUGAUCUGGUAGAGGGGGUGCUCUGCCAGCUCUGGUGCCGAGUUGUGUCAGUCAUGUGUGCCGCCCGCCCAUCAACUUGCUUCACUAGUGCAAAGUCUUGCUUGACUACUGUAUUUGAAUUGUAAUUGUUGUUCACAGUUCGCUUAUCAUCAUGUUAUUACUCAGAUUACUGUAUCUCAUUUUGUCUUUAAUAAUUUUUUGCUUUAUCAUGAAAAAUAGCACCCCCUCUGGCCAGGGCUAGGGGGUCCACACCCCUCUGCACUUCCCAGUAAAUCCAUCCCUGCUUCAAAUGCUUGUUAUGGUGAUGAUGUUGGUGUAUGGUGAUAGUAAUUGUGUUGAUGAUGGUAAUGAUGAUUAUGAUAGUGGUGACAAUGCUGGUGGUGAUUAUGGUGAUGAUACUUGGUGAUGAUGUUGGUUAUGAUCGUACGUGAUGAUGGUGAUAAUUAUGGUGGUGGCAUUUCCAGUUGAGCCAACCAAUAGAUACUACAAUGAUACUUUUUUCUUACUUAGGUGCGGAUUGGAGUGCAUUAUUGUGGAAUAAACUUUGCAGACAUAUUGAUGGCAAUGGGAUUGUAUCAGGAGAAACCUCCUCUGCCAGCGGUGUUUGGUAAUAUCUCUCAAUCUCGUCCAUGGAUAAACAGUCACAGAUUAAACUAUUGUCCAGUCUCAUGCAAAACAUUCAUGCUUGUUAAAGACCAUGUCAAGUCUGUUCUGCGCAUCAGUUCUGCUCGUAACAAAGGGGGACCCACAAAUAUAAACAAUGCCCACAUUUUGCAUCUUUCAGUCUUUUUGAAUUGAAACGUACUCUAGUUUAUAUUCAUUUACAAUAGCGAACCAGAAAAGAGUUAGAUAUUCAGUUAGUAUAUCUUAUUUUACAAAUUGUAGGAUUUGUUUACAUUACAGACUUGACAUGGUCUUUAAGAGUGUUUGAUAAUUAAUAUUGAAGUUCACCUUGAUGGCUGAAAUAAAUCAAACAUUUAAAUACUUGUUACAAAUAUUUUAGCUUUGCACAUGGCUGCAGAAAUUAACCCAUUAAUUGAGCUGCGCUCUUCCCUUGAUGAGUAAAAUCGUCUGGUGUUAGACAGAGUAGAAUUAUAAAGUUGGGCACACCAUUUUUUUUAUCUGUAAAUGGACUUGAUAAAAUAUUGCACAAACUUGUUGUAUUUAGGUGGAGAAAUAUCUGGGAAGGUCCUGGAAGUUGGCAGUGAUGUAAAAACUGUCUCAGAGGUACAACACAUGCUCAAAACCCUUGGCUAAUUGUUUACCAUAGAAAACCAAUUGCUCACUGAUAGUAUGUACGCGUGUGCGUACCUAUUUUUAUUGUCCGCAGGGCGACCACGUGCUGGGUUUGAGUUUCAUGGGCGGAGGCUUUGCUGACGAGUGUGUGCUCGAUUCCAGGGUAAGAUUACUUUGCAGUGUCUGAUCUCAGAGCUCGGGCAAGGCGGAACUUUAUAAUCAAAGCCCAUUUUCCACCAGUAGGUGACUAUUUGUUCGCGCGAAGCGAUAAACAAAUCUUGGCAAUGUGAUUGGUUGGACAGUUCCUACUUUUUUACUGUUCGUGCGAACAAAUUCGCUGCCAAGUGGAAAAUGGGACACCCUACUUUCGACCUACAGUAGCAGGCUAAACUUAGACCCCGUUCACACGCCGAUACCGGCAUGGAAUUCUGCCGGCAAAAAAUCAUCACGGUUUCAACUGUUCACACGAUACCGACAGAUUAUAUUCCGCUUUGACAAUAUGCUGCACAUAUCAGUUAAAAUAGACAGAAUAAAAUAUCCAACAACAACUUUUGCAGUUUUGUUAAUUUCAUUUUGCAUAACCGUGAUGAAAUUCUUACGGUUAGGCGUUCACACGGCACUCUGACGGUAGAAUUUCGUUCCGUUUUGGCGUUUUCAAACUCUUACGGUUUGCAUAUCGUUUCCAAACUCUUACGGUUAGCGUUACGGUUUCACAUUUUUUCAUACCGGCAUCGUGUGAACGCAACCCCUGAGCGGAAGAAUUUCGUACCGUUUUCAAACUCUGCCGGUAUCGUGUGAACGGGGUCUCAGAGGUCAGGGGCAGCACGCUAACCCUUGCUUUCCCUAACUGAAAGCUAUAGCACUGAUAAUGAUUGUUAAAUGUUAUCUAGACUGUGUGGAAGGUUUCAAAAUCUCUUGAUUUGAAGGACGUGGCUGCAAUGGGGGUCUCAUACGGCACGGCCUGGGUGUCGCUUACAAGAAGAGCUCACGUUCAAGCAGGGUGUGUGAAAAAUUCAGAAUUAACUCUGGGCGCAAAGGACAGCAGAGGAGGAUCCUGAAAGGCAGCGAGAAUUCUGUUGUUUCACCCAAUUUAUACUUAGAGACGGAUAAUCCCUGUCUAAAAACUGACCCAGCUGUCGCUGCGAACUAUAUACUCGCGACUUGCGAUUCGUUGUUGCAUCAAAAAUUACUUUGUAGUUGAUUGGCCUUUGUGAUUGCGUGUUCACUGCACACUCGAUGUAUCUUCAGUAAAUACCAUCAACUUGUCACAAGCUUGAUGGCAUUAUCAGACUUGUAACGAGGUUGUUCUAACAAGUCUGAUAAGUUGGAACAACUUAUAACAAGUCUGUUUAGCUCAGCAACAUUGUAUAAGCAAGUUGUCAACGAGUCGUUGGCAACUUGUCAACAAGCUGGGAACAAGCAGUGCGAACACAUCUUGUUGACAAGUUGUUGGAACAGCAUUGCUACAAGUCUGCUGCAGGUUUGUUACAACUUGUGCGUUUUUACGCAUGUAUAGGCGCAAGUAAUAAAGUAACAUUCAUGUUACUUUAUACUUCUUAGGGAAAGUGUGCUGGUGACUGCGGCCGCAGGGGGCGUUGGGAUGGCAACGGUAGAUCUUGCUGCUAAUGUUCUCAAUGCCAAGGUUAUCGGAGCCGCUGGAGGCGAGGCGAAAAACAAAUUAGUAUUACAACAAGGAGCAAGCAACGUUAUAGAUUAUAAAACACAAAAUAUUAGAGAGAAGGUAAGAUGUAAGUAACUUUAUUUAUACUGGAUAGCUCUAUCAGUUCUAAACUGUUCUUCCUAGAGGUCCAGUAAGGAUCAUCUCUUAUUGAUCCAGUGUUCCUACAGGAGGAAACCUAAACUAAACUAACUUUAUUUAUACUGGAUAGCUCUAUCAGUUCUAAACUGUUCUUCAUAGAGGUCCAGUAAGAGUCAUCUCUUAUUGAUCCAGUGUUGCUACAGAAGGAAACCUAAACUAAAGUUAUAGAUUAUAAAACACAAAAUAUUAGAGAGAAGGUAAGAUGUAAGUAACUUUAUUUAUACUGGAUAGCUCUAUCAGUUCUAAACUGUUCUUCCUAGAGGUCCAGUAAGGAUCAUCUCUUAUUGAUCCAGUGUUCCUACAGGAGGAAACCUAAACUAACUUUAUUUAUACUGGAUAACUGUACCAGCCGUUCGUCCUGGAGGUCUAGUAAAGAUCACCCUCAUAUCGAUCUAGUUACUGUCAUCAAAUCCUCUAUGUUCUGUUCUUCCAGAUAAAAGAGUUUACAAAUGACAAGGGUGUUGAUGUUGUUGUUGAUUCUGUUGGAGGCGAAACUGCCAUUGAAUGUAUUAAAAGGUAGGUUUUUUAUACGAAAAUAUUUUUGUACGAAAACAAUUUUGGUAGAUCCACUGGCCUCUAGACAAAUGACCUUCGCUGGUAACAUCCUUAAUGCGCUGUGUCUUAAACUAUGUAUGCAUUCAAGGCAGAGCUGACAAAUUCAUAUUUUUUAAGUAGUUUGAAACACGGCAUUAUAUUUCAUUUCUAGUAUUUCCUGGGAAGGGCGAUUUGUCGUCGUUGGAUUUGCCUCAGGGGAAAUUCCUAAGGUAAGAUGAUGGUGACGGGCUUGUGAUGAUGAUGAUGAUGGUGAUUGAUCAUGAUGGUGAUGGUAAUGAUGAUAAUAAUGGUAUUGAUGAUAAUGGUUAUGAUAAUCUUGGUUAAAGUUGUAAGUACAUAAUAGUACCUGACGUCGAUUUUUAUUUUUCUACCCAAGAUUGCGGCAAAUUUACUUUUGGUGAAAAACUGUUCUGCAGGUGUGAAUUUACUACUUUGUUUUUUACACAAUUUUAUAUCUUAUAAAUGAAAACUAAAUUUAUAUUUCAUAGCUCUUUUUAGCAAAUUUAUAUUUUGACGUAAACAAUUUAUUUUUUGUUUAACUCUAGUUGGAGUAUAUUGGGUAAGCCUUACGCUUUUAAAAUUUUAUUUAUCAGUGAAUUCUGUAGCUUUCCUUAUCUGUCAUGAUUUUCUUGAUAAGUUUUUAUUGAAUUUCUAUUGAUUUAUAAUUCUAUCACUUUCAGGGAGCGUAUAACAGGAAAAAACCAGAAGUCCUAGCGGGCUGCAUUAAUGACGUACUUAAAAUGUUAGAAGCAAAUCAAAUUCAUCCACAUGUCAGCAGAGUUUUCCCACUAAACGAGGUACGUGUACAGGGUAGAUAAGGGCCAUUCCAUUUAAUAUCCACACCCCCCCCCCCCUACGGAUGAGGUCAGUAAAAUUUUAACCCCUAAGAAAAAAAGAUCAAAGUGCCGACACAAAACACCCCUCGGAAAUUUGUAAAUUUUCCCAAAACACCCCUCAGAAAAAUCGCAGAGAUCAAAGGAUGCCGACAGGCUUAACCCCUCAGAAACGACUUUUUGAGUCACCCUUCAGAAAAGCUCAUCCGUAGGGAGGGUGUGGACAUUAAAUGGAAUGGCCCUAAGAAAUACGAAUUGUUACAAAAUGUUCCUGGUUUGUCCACCUUUGGGAAACAUGGCUAGGAAACAAUGUUUGCUGGUUUGUCCACCUUUGAGAAACAUGGCUAGGAAACAAUGUUUCCUGGUUUGCCCACCUUUGGGAAACAUGGCUAGGAAACAAUGUUUCCUGGUUUGUCCACCUUUGGGAAACAUGGCUAGGAAACAGGCUUAACCCCUCAGAAACGACUUUUUGAGUCACCCUUCAGAAAAGCUCAUCCGUAGGGAGGGUGUGGACAUUAAAUGGAAUGGCCCUAAGAAAUACGAAUUGUUACACUAAUGUUCCUGGUUUGUCCACCUUUGGGAAACAUGGCUAGGAAACAAUGUUCCUGGUUUGUCCACCUUUGGGAAACAUGGCUAGGAAACAAUGGUUUGUCCACCUUUGAGAAACAUGGCUAGGAAACAAUGUUUCCUGGUUUGUCCACCUUUGAGAAACAUGGCUAGGAAACAAUGUUUCCUGGUUUGCCCACCUUUGAGAAACAUGGCUAGGAAACAAUGUUUCCUGGUUUGUCCACCUUUGAGAAACAUGGCUAGGAAACAAUGUUUCCUGGUUUGUCCACCUUUGAGAAACAUGGCUAGGAAACCUUUGGGAAACAUGGCUAGGAAACAAUGUUUCCUGGUUUGUCCACCUUUGGGAAACAUGGCUAGGAAACAAUGUUUCCUAAGAACAAUACGAGUUUAUAUAUAUUUUUUUUAGAUAAAUGAAGCUUUUAAAUUUAUCAUGGAUAGAAAAUCAACUGGCAAAGUAUUGAUUGCAAUGUCGAACUCAAGUUGAUAACAGAGAGGCAAUAUAUAUACGCAUGCUGCAUGAUUCUUUUCUAAAACACUGUAAAUUGUAGACUUGAUAGUGUGCAAUGAUUUAUAUUAAAUUUAAACUGAGGUAUUAUUGAUCAUAUAAUUUACUUUUUAUUUAAGCCAUCGGACUGGUGAGAUUUUGAUCGUCUUUUAAAACUCAUGUUUGUUUUUUCAAAAUGCAUUCGAAACCGCGCCAAACACUAAUAUAUGUAUACAAAACUCGAGCAUGAGCAGAACGAAUUUAUCUACCCCUUUAUCUGUUCUGUUGAAGGCUACGUCGACACUAUACUGGAUAGUUUUCCGUAGCGCGAAAAAGCACCUAUCCAAUACGGAAUGUACAACUUUCAGAAGCUGAGCGAAACAACAUCUCUCCGUUACAAUAAUUCCUCUGAAAACAGCGUUCCUAAAAGGCACGGAUAUAGGUGCUUUUUCACGUCGCUACGGAGCUAAGCUAUCUGCUACAUUGCAAACGUAGCCUUACUUGCUAUACGGUUUUAAUUCAAGAGCGUUUUAGGUUUCUAGUAGAACUCCAACCCUAACUUUGCUAACUAUAAUUUUAAUAUACCACCCUAAUUGAAAAAAUCGUUAAAAAAUUAUGCACAGUACUUGCAUGGUUAAUGAGAUGCGAACCACAUGAAGAUAUUGAUUAAGACGUCUGCCUCCGUCUCAACUUUGGCAAGAGGGUGGUUAUCUUCUGGGUAGACCAAUAGCCU
This is a messenger RNA of Paramuricea clavata, 6875 nucleotides long. Lineage: Eukaryota; Metazoa; Cnidaria; Anthozoa; Malacalcyonacea; Plexauridae. The record is from the annotation of a GenBank genome assembly.